Molecule: messenger RNA, 603 nt
Organism: Priapulus caudatus
Lineage: Eukaryota; Metazoa; Priapulida; Priapulimorpha; Priapulimorphida; Priapulidae
Product: oleosin-B6-like
Exons: 1
Coding region: 1-603 (200 amino acids)
Molecular function (GO): nucleic acid binding; zinc ion binding
Source: RefSeq, a predicted model, not a curated record
AUGUUAGAGGCCACUAUAGAGAGAGGGAGGGCACCACCGUCGGGAGCCCCCGCAGCACCCGAAGUGCCACCACCGUCGGGAGCCCCCGCAGCACCCGAAGUGCCACCACUGUCGGGAGCCCCCGCAGCACCCGAAGUGCCACCACCGUCGGGAGCCCCCGCAGCACCCGAAGUGCCACCACCGUCGGGAGCCCCCGCAGCAGGGCUAGAUCCCGAAGCAAGGAGACAGUGGUCACGAGAGACAAGCACCGAGUCGUUUAAGGAAAUGAAGAAGAUCGCACGGCUUCUCAGGAAACUGGUGAGUGAUCGGGAGCUGUCGAACGCGGCCCGCCAAGCACCGCGGGGACCUGACAGGCAGAGCGGACUGAGAGGAGGAGGUGGCCGGUGUUACGAGUGUGGGGAGCGGGGCCACUUCAGUCGGGACUGCCCGCGCCUGCGACAACAAGGUGUGGGACAACCCUACGUUGCGGCUGGAAGAAACUGGCCGACGUACACAGAAGCAGCCCGAAGACCGGGACCAAGACCCGAUGGAUUCGCGGGACCUCCCGAGAAUGAGAGCAGGGAACCCGAACCAGCGGCCGGACAGGUACAGGGAAAUUUGUAA